Messenger RNA from Magnolia sinica, 2827 nucleotides. RefSeq names its product pentatricopeptide repeat-containing protein At2g27610-like. The transcript has 2 exons. Gene Ontology annotation, cellular component: intracellular membrane-bounded organelle. The coding region runs from base 274 to 2484 and encodes 736 amino acids. Gene Ontology annotation, molecular function: protein binding; RNA binding. Lineage: Eukaryota; Viridiplantae; Streptophyta; Magnoliopsida; Magnoliales; Magnoliaceae. The record is from RefSeq and is a predicted model, not a curated record. Gene Ontology annotation, biological process: RNA modification.
GAGACGGAAGGCGGUUAUUGCAGAGAGAGAUUGCAGAGAGGGAGGGGGAAAGAGAUUGCAGAGAGGGAGAGAGAGCUUGGGAUGGAGAGACGAAACCUUCAUCCCCUUUUUAUCAAUGGUGGUUGUUGGUGUGGUAAAUGGCGGUUGUUGGUGCGGUAAUAAUGAAGCUCUGAUGCGAUAAUAGUGCUGCAGGAUGUGGAUUGGCUGAACUGCUGCAAGGCUUGCUGGAGUUCCUUCAAUGGCUGGUGCUUCUUCUUCAUUGGCUGGAGCUUCAUGGCUAUAAUGGUGGUUGGUGGGUUGGCAAAGAGACGGCGCAAUGACUGGGCUCUGAUGCAUUUUUUACAAAUGCAGAGAGUGGGUAUUGAGCCCAACGAGAUGACUUUCUCAGUAGUGGUUGGUGUUAGUUGUAUAUCGGGGAGUGUUGAUUUCGGUUGGGCCUUACAUUGUCUGAUAUUGAAGAAGGGCUUUUCAUGCCAGAUUUUCAUUGCCAGUAGAUUGAUCACAAUGUAUUCUAAGUGGGAUCACAUCGAAGAAGCUCGUCAAGUUUUCGACGAGAUGCCUGAAAGAGAUGUUGUCUCGUGGAACUCGAUGAUUUCGGGUUACGGUCAGAAUGGACUAAGCAGAGAAGCAAUUAGUUUGUUCUCACUGAUGCUGGCGAAUGAUUUCAAUUGGAAAUCAUUGGUGAAUAAUUUCACAGUUGCAAGUGUCCUUAAGGCUUGCUCUGGUUGGGGAUGCAUUAAGAUCGGCAAGUCUGUGCAUAGUUAUGCAAUUAAAUUGAAUUUUCAUUCAGAUGUCAUUGUUGCAGGGUCCACAAUUGAUAUGUAUUCAAAAUGUGGUAGCUUGGAUUGGGCCGGUCGGGUUUUCGAUAGGAUGGGAAAACGGGAUCUCAUAGCGUGGAAUGCCAUGAUUAGUGGGUACGCUCAAAGUUCUUAUGCCGAAGAGGCCAUCGAAUUAUUUUUUCGGCUACAAUAUGCAGGCCUUCUUCCUAAUCAAACCACAUUUACAAGUAUAUUGAAAGGUCUGGCUGAGGUAGCUGAUGUUGCUCUUGGUCGAUCCUUCCAUGCUAAAAUCUUAAAAGGUGGAUGUCCAGCGGAUGUGUUUGUGGGCACUGCACUUCUUGAUAUGUAUUCGAAGUGUUUAGACAUGGAAGAUGCAGAGAGAGCUUUUGAGGAGAUGAAGAUAAAGAAUCUGGUUUCCUUCAAUGUGCUUAUCACAGGUUACAGUUUGAUUGAGAGAUAUGAGGAGGCCUUGAAAUCUUACAUUGAAUUGCGAAGAGGAAACAUGGAACCUGAUGAAUUUACACUCUCGGGCCUUCUCUCCUCAUGUACUGUAUUGGGCGCUUUGUCUGAAGGAACUGAAGUUCAUUCCCAUACAAUCAAGUUUGGUCUGGACUCAAAUGUUUAUGUCGCAAACUCUUUAGUUAGCUUGUAUUCCAAGUGUGGUUACAUGGACAGUGCAUUGAAGGCUUUCGAGUCUGUAGCAAUGCCAAAUGUCGUAUCUUGGGCUGGUAUUAUAUCUGCUUUUGUGCAUAAUGGUGAAGGAGAGAAUUCACUGAGAUAUUUUCACAAAAUGCAAAUGUCCUGUGAAAAGCCAGAUGAAUUCUCCUUCACUAGUGUUCUCAAGGUACUAGCAGGUUGGGCUGUCUUAGAGCAAGGAAAACACAUCCAUGCUUACGCUAUAAAAAUGGGGUUAGAAUCAGCUGUAUUUCUAGGAAGCGUGCUGAUCGACAUGUACUCGAAAUGCGGGAUUGUGGAAGAUUCAUUCAAAGUGUUCGCGAACAUGCCUGAGAAGAACGUUGUCUCAUGGAAUUCAAUGAUAAUUGCGUACGCUCAAAACGGGAUGAGUCAGAAAUCACUAUGCUUGUUUGGGGAUAUGAAGAAGAUUGGUCUGAACCCAACAUGCGUUACUUUCAUAGGCGUCCUACUAGCAUGUAGUCAUGCAGGUUUGGUGGAUGAAGGGAGAUGUUUUUAUGAUAUGAUGAUCCAUGACUUUGGGAUUUCACCCUCAUUAGAACAUGUCGCAUGCAUGGUUGACCUUCUUGGACGUGCUCGAUGUCUCAGUGAGGCAGAAACCUUUCUCACCAAUUCCCCAUUCUCAUCAGAGUCUACCAUCUGGCGGUCUCUUCUUGCAGCUUGCAGAGUUCAUAACUAUACGGAUAUUGGGAUUCGAGUGGCAAAGCAGUGUCUACGUCUAGACCCUCGCGACCCAGCUACAUAUGUUCUUUUAUCUGAUAUUUAUGCAUUAAAAUGCUCGUGGGCUGAAGUUGGAAGAAUCAGAGAUUUAAUGAGAGAUAUUGGUGUUGAGAAGGAUCCUGGUUGCAGUUGGAUUAGCAUUAGAAACGUGACACAUGUAUUUGUUGCAGAGGAUGCAAGAUACUCCCAGAAGAUGUCUGCGACACUAGAAAGCUUGAUGGUACAUUUGAAAACAUACAGUUGUGUUCUUGACACUAUCAUUGCAGUUCAUGAUGCUGCCUGCGCUUACUGAUGAUUUUGAGAAUCAGACGCACAGUCCCGAUUGUUAUAUCGAUGGUCAUCAAAUGGAUGGUUAGAAGGAGAGUUGGGAGGAGGUCCAAAUUGAUAUUUGUAUUAUGCUUCGUCCACAAGUUUAGCUGACAUUUGGCACAACUUGGAUUGGACUAUAUGAAUGUGAUGUAGAAUGGGCAUGCGUUUGCACGUGUCAUACCAUACUAGGGUAUCAUACAAUGCCUUGAUGGAUAGUUCUAUAAUUGUUGAUUAGUGGACAAUUGAAGGAUGUAUAGGUAUAUAGACAUACAAAUGGAUGGAUUGAUAUUGAAUUAUUAAAUGAGACAAAAGAUUUCUUUGUUGGA